Mercurialis annua (annual mercury) is the source of this 1897-nucleotide messenger RNA. Its product is annotated as probable pectinesterase/pectinesterase inhibitor 12. Bases 168 to 1811 code for a protein of 547 amino acids. NCBI's taxonomy places the organism in Eukaryota, Viridiplantae, Streptophyta, Magnoliopsida, Malpighiales, Euphorbiaceae. Gene Ontology annotation, biological process: cell wall modification. The record is from RefSeq and is a predicted model, not a curated record. The transcript has 2 exons. Gene Ontology annotation, molecular function: pectinesterase activity; pectinesterase inhibitor activity.
AACCAAAAUUCUUUAAAACCAAAAAUCCAAGCAACUUCUGUUUCCUAGAACACAAAUUAGCCACUUGCCUUCUACUACAUUUUAUUUUUAUUAACAAUAAGGACAGAAAUAUUCAAGUUUAGCACAAUACAUAAACAAACUCAAUGAGCUAAUAUUUCCCAUGAACAAUGGCUCUCUCUAUUCUAAACCUCCUCCUCCUCUUCAUAUCCUCUCCGAUCACCCUCCCUCCCACCUCCGCCGUCACCACUUCAUCUUCACCAACCUCUCUAAACACCACCCAUCUCCUAAAAAGCUUCUGCAACACCAAACCCUACCCGGACUCAUGUUUUGAUUCCCUCAAACUCUCCAUCUCAAUCACCAUCAACCCCAACAUUCUCACUUACCUUCUCCAAACUCUCCAAACCGCAAUCUCCGAGGCUACAAAGCUAACAACCCUAAUCUCCUCCGCUGCCAGUUCAUCCAACAUCUUACAGCCACAAAUCGGUACGAUCCAAGAUUGUCAAGAGCUUCACCAAAUCACAUUAUCUUCCUUACAAAAAUCCGUUUCAAGAAUCCAAUCUAACGAUAAGACUAAGCUAGCUGAUGCACGAGCUUAUCUGAGUGCUGCAUUAACCAACAAGAACACUUGCUUAGAAAAUUUAGCUUCCGCUUCUGGUCCGUUAAAGUCCGUUCUUGUUAGUUCUUUGAUUAACACUUAUAAACACGUGAGUAACUCUCUCGCAAUGAUCCCUAAUCCGAAUGUUAAUAGCAAGAAAAAGGGUGGUAAUAAUAACACCAAGAACCGCCGUCUUUUAGGGUUUCCGAAGUGGUUAUCGGGAAAAGAUCGGAGGAUUUUGGAGGGUGACGACGGAGGUGAUGAGUAUGAUCCGAGUGAAGUGAUAAUAGUAGCGGCGGAUGGGAGUGGGAACUUUAGUAGUAUUAGUGAGGCGAUAAAUUUUGCUCCGAAUAAUAGUUUUGAUAGAGUGAUAAUUGCGGUUAAAGAAGGUGUUUAUGAGGAGUAUGUUGAAAUUCCGAGUUAUAAGACUAAUAUUGUUUUGAUCGGAGAUGGGAGUGAGGUUACUUUUAUUACUGGUAAUAGAAGUGUUGAUGAGGGCUGGACCACUUUCAGAUCUGCAACUCUUGCUGUGUCUGGUGAGGGUUUCUUAGCAAGGGACAUCACAAUUGAAAACACAGCCGGGCCACAAAAGCAUCAAGCCGUUGCGGUACGCAUAAACGCAGACUUAGCAGCAAUGUAUCGAUGCACCAUAAACGGCUACCAAGACACGUUAUACGUGCACUCAUUUCGACAGUUCUAUCGAGAAUGCGACAUUUACGGCACCAUAGAUUACAUAUUCGGUAAUGCAGCCGUAGUCUUUCAAGCUUGUAACAUCGUAUCAAAAAUGCCAUUGCCCGGCCAAUUCACCGUUGUUACAGCCCAAUCUCGCGAAAUUCCCGAACAAGACACUGGGAUUUCAAUUCAAAAUUGUUCGAUUUUAGCUACCGAUGAUUUAUACUCGAAUUCCUCUAGUGUUAAAAGUUAUUUAGGCCGACCAUGGAGGGUAUUCUCGAGAAGUGUAAUUCUCGAGUCGUACAUUGAUGAUUUUAUUAAUCCGACAGGUUGGACCGAGUGGUCAGGUGAUCAAGGGUUAGACACAUUAUAUUACGGCGAGUAUGAUAAUUACGGACCGGGUUCUGCUACGGCUGAUCGGGUUACUUGGCAAGGGUUUCAUGUAAUGGAUUAUUAUGAUGCUUUUAAUUUCACUGUAACUUAUUUCAUCACCGGUGAUGAGUGGCUUGAUUCCACUUCAUUUCCUUAUGAUGAUUCAAUUUAGAUAUUUAUGUUAGUUGUCAAUUGGGCUGAUUAAGUAGCCUGAUAUUUCCAAAUCAUACAUUAAUUAUAGAAUCUUUUUAUAUCUCA